UUCACUCCACAAGGGCCACAAAUAUGACAGCCCCAACUAUGCCACUACCUACACAUUCGGGUACCACAGCAGGUUUGCGAGCAAUCCUCCUCUACCAAUCAGUCACAGGCUACAAAUAUGCCGGCCUCAUGGGUGACAUUACCUCAUUCUGCUACUGCAGCCUUCGCACAACAAUCUUCAACCAGGCUCUUGCAGCCAUCUGUUUUAGCAACACCUACUGCCUCCAAUCUACCAACCAGACAACUACUGCCGUCUACUUCCCUACAAACAACUCCAGUCCUGGACCCCUACAGUCUCCAGUCACCCAUCCAAAAUGCAGUUGCAGGUUUUACAGUUUGGUCCAAUAAGCUUGCCCUGUCUGAAGUCAUGUAUAACUGCUGUGACGACUACAACAAACGGGCACCUAGCGCCGACAGAGAGUCCUUCUGUGCCGACUACCUCGCCGAAAAUGCGUGGGUAUCAUUUACGUACAAAGUUAUCUAGUA
This is a messenger RNA of Mizuhopecten yessoensis (Yesso scallop), 485 nucleotides long. RefSeq lists its product as uncharacterized. The record is from RefSeq and is a predicted model, not a curated record. NCBI's taxonomy places the organism in Eukaryota, Metazoa, Mollusca, Bivalvia, Pectinida, Pectinidae. The transcript is spliced from 2 exons. The coding region runs from base 118 to 483 and encodes 121 amino acids.